Echinops telfairi (small Madagascar hedgehog) is the source of this 1462-nucleotide messenger RNA. It is a transcript of the gene SAXO5, whose product is annotated as testis expressed 45. The transcript has 5 exons. The record is from RefSeq and is a predicted model, not a curated record. NCBI's taxonomy places the organism in Eukaryota, Metazoa, Chordata, Mammalia, Afrosoricida, Tenrecidae. Bases 1 to 1245 code for a protein of 414 amino acids.
AUGGCCUCAACUGCUCCCGCGCCGUACUGCAUGCCCCUGCAGGACUUUCUCAGGGCCUCGCACUUCGCGCUGGGGCCCGACCUGCGGCUGCAACUGGGCGCCAUGUACUCCACGUCGCGCCGGGACUUCCAGGGCCACCCGGAGGCCUCCUCCACGCGGCCGAGCCCCCAGCCGCCGCGCGCGCCCCUCUUCCCGUCCUACCCGCGCUGGGCGCUCGGGGAGCCCGUGUCCGAGUCGCACCGCAUGUUCUUUCCGCUGCAGCCCGGGUUCCCGCCGUUGGGCGAAGUGGUGCGGGAACGCAAGCUGGCCAUGCAGGUCUCCAACCUGCGCAUGCACGCGGACGCGCGCGCCCGGGUGGGCGUCUCCAACGUGCGCGCCUCCUUUGGCUGGCCCGAGUUACCCGCACGGGUCAGCGAGCAGAUCCGCCAGGCGCGCCUCAUCUUUGCGGGCGACUCUGUGCCGCCCGGGGACCGCGCCAAGCUGGGGAUCCCGCUCACCACGCACCAGGAGUUCUUCCGGCCCCCUGCGGCCAGCGCGCAGCCCAGCGCUCCUUGCUGCCACCUGGGUGAGCGCACCUCGGUUCCCCAGCAGAGGGGAACCAAGUUCGGCCUCCCAGGGGUGUUCGACUGUGUUCCACACUGUGACCGGACCCCGCAGUCACACAUCCUGGAAGGCAACCAGCGCCCUGGCCCGGGCAGUCUCACCACUACCACACAGUUCUUCAUGGGCCAGCCACCGCCCCUGGGCCGGCCGGCUCACCGCCACUUGGACCAUGAGAAACUGCAGGACCAUGUGACUCUCCGGGAGAAGUCGCUGCUCGGACACUUCUUCCAGACCUCCAUGAGCACUGACUAUCCAGCCGUGGAGGUCCAGCGGCCUGUGAAGACUGUCAACCUACACCUGCUACCCAGUGCCCUGUUCAAGGACCGGGUUGAACCAAAUUUUGCAACCACGAACCGGAGGAUGCUCGUGCCGCACAGAGCAGACCAGGUCCACGCGACGGAGGAGCAGCUGCAACAGUGCAAGGACAGCCACAUCGAACCCCCCCUGGGUGGGCAGCGCUGCUUCUCCACUUCCUACAAGGAGCAGUUUCCCUCCAAGUACCAGGGCCCGGUGACGCUGACCAGGGGCUCCUCCCAGGAGAGUCACGUGUUCCUGAGCAUGCCUCUCCAGUCAGGCUGCCAGGCAAGGAAGGACCCUCGGGCCCCCCAGAUGCCCAUCUAUCCUUGCCCCAGCCAGCAAUAAAUGCUGCCUUGGCCACACCCCAGAUCGCUACAUGAUCCUCUCCAUCACCCCGUCAUUGAAGCAGGGGCUGAGGGGGACCGGGACUGCACAGGCAGGGAGGUCACCCCCGUUGGCAUGGGGAGGUCAGCCUAACCAGGGUUCAGAGGGAGGCCUCCUUGGAAGGUGGAAGAUGGCAAAGACCAGCCCCGCUGGGCAUAGGGAAGAAAAGCCACAAGCU